Messenger RNA from Cicer arietinum (chickpea), 1026 nucleotides. The record is from RefSeq and is a predicted model, not a curated record. Lineage: Eukaryota; Viridiplantae; Streptophyta; Magnoliopsida; Fabales; Fabaceae.
GAAGUUGUUUAUCCAAACAGGAUUUUAAUUUGUAGUAUGGCCAAACCAAUAAUGGAGACAAUCAAACUGCUGAUGGGGUCAUCAGCUGGGUUUGUUGGUGCUAUCCAACCGGCAUGCAGCAACACAGCAUCUGCAGAUUCAAUAUUAAGUAGUAAAACUGAACCGAUUCUUAAUUUUACGGCAAGGCAAUCCCAAUCAAACAUUUCAUUUUCCGGUGGUACCAAAGAUGCUAGUGCUGGUAACUCUCAAGACUGUGGCGGUUCUGCAAUGCAUGUCUCGGGGGAGCCUCCCUGGCGUGUUCCUUUCGCUGAGAGUUCUACUCAAUCUGCUAAUCGCAGCAAUGCUGUCAUGCGUUAUAAGGAAAAGAAAAAGAAUCGAAAGUUUGAUAAGAAAGUAAGAUAUGCUUCUCGGAAGGCUAGGGCUGAUGUCAGAAAACGUGUGAAGGGCCGGUUCGUCAAAGCUGGUGAAUCAUAUGACUAUGACCCUUUGAACGAAACCAGAAGCUUCUGAGUGUACACUUUUUUUAACCCCGUUUCGCGAAAGGAGCCUAUAUUUUCUUCAAGAGAAAGAAGACUGUUACCGAAUGAAUUGAAGGUAUAAGCUUGGGAGAUCGUGUGUCGUUCAUCGCAAAGGAUAUCUAAGUUGUGAUGUCGGCUAACAUGUCACAAGGUGUCUUGAAUUUCAACUCCCUAUUCAAUGAAAAACAUACUUCUUGAUUCUAAUCUAAAGCACAGUUCAUUGUUAGUCCUUUUGACUGCGAUCAUUUGACAUUUAUGUUAAUUUUGAACUAAUGUAUGUAGAAUUGUUGUAGAAUGUAAUGGUUGGUCCUGUUACACUGCAUAUAAUAUAAAUACAUGUACAUGGAGUUGUAAUUGUUCAAUAGUUAGUUAGAUAUGACAAUUGUAAAUUUGAAGGUUAUGUAUUGAAUAGGAUGUCAUUUAUCAUAAUGAUAGGUUGAACAUGUAUCAUGUAUUCAUUGGAGUUUUGUUUGUAUUGUUUACUUCAGUUGUAAUCCCUUUCUUGAUA